Molecule: messenger RNA, 3046 nt
Organism: Sardina pilchardus (European sardine)
Lineage: Eukaryota; Metazoa; Chordata; Actinopteri; Clupeiformes; Clupeidae
Gene: tfe3b
Product: transcription factor binding to IGHM enhancer 3b
Exons: 11
Coding region: 312-1670 (452 amino acids)
Biological process (GO): regulation of transcription by RNA polymerase II
Cellular component (GO): nucleus
Molecular function (GO): protein dimerization activity; RNA polymerase II cis-regulatory region sequence-specific DNA binding; DNA-binding transcription factor activity, RNA polymerase II-specific
Source: RefSeq, a predicted model, not a curated record
GAAGCAGCUUCAGUGGGAGCUUGCUGAAACUAGACAGAUGUCUAUGGCUGAAACUAAUGUCAAUAACAGCUAGCUGAUUUGCUACGAGCUGCACUGGAAUAACGCUACUGAUUACGCACUUACAAUGAACUGACUUGCUACCUGUGGCCAGCAUUGAAAACGUCAGAGGUUAUCAACAUCAUCGACUGUUUUGUAGGUGAAUGAUUAGUCUGAUGGUGUGAUAUCUGGCUGGCUGUAGAUAUCUAAUGGACGGCUUGACCUCUGACCCCAUCACGCUGUAAAUCUUUCGGUCUUCAACAACCGCCGGAGCCAUGUCGUCCCGCGUCCUGCUGCGGCAGCAGCUGAUGAGGGAGCAGGCACAGGAGCAGGAGAGGCGAGAGGCCCAGCAGCAGGCCUCAGUGGCCCAGCUCCGGGCCUCUGACUCCUCCCCUGCUAUCUCUGUCACGGUGCCCCCCUCCGCUGCUCGCCCGCCUCCCGCACAAGUACCUGUGGAGGUGCUCAAGGUGCAGACUCACUUGGAAAAUCCAACAAAAUACCACAUCCAGCAGGCUCAGCGGCAGCAGGUCAAGCAGUACCUCUCUACCACUCUUGGGAAUAAAGUAGCAACUCAGACUCUCGGGGUGUCGCCUGUCCUCCAGUCCAGCUCGGCCCCCGAGAUGGCCCCAUCUGCCAGCAGUGCCCCCAACAGCCCGAUGGCACUUCUGAAUCUGGGGUCCCACAAGGAGGAGAUUGAUGACGUCAUUGACGACAUCAUCAGCCUUGAGUCCAGUUUCAAUGAUGACAUCAUGUCAUUGAUUGACUCUGGCCUUCAGCUUCCUAAUACGCUACCAGGGAAUCUCCUGGAUGUCUACAGCAGUCCUGGCAUGGCUACUCCCACCAUUACAGUUAGCAACUCCUGUCCAGCAGACCUCCCCAAUAUCAAAACAGAAAUAACAGAGGUGGAAGCUAAGGUUCUCAUGAAGGAGAGGCAGAAGAAAGACAACCACAACCUCAUUGAGAGGAGGAGAAGGUUUAACAUCAAUGACCGCAUCAAGGAGCUGGGCUCACUCAUACCCAAAUCCAGUGACCCGGAGAUGCGCUGGAACAAAGGCACCAUCCUGAAGGCCUCGGUGGAGUACAUCCGCAAGUUGCAGAAGGAGCAGCAGCGAGCUAAAGAGGUGGAGAUGAGGCAGAAGAAGCUGGAGCACGCUAACCAGUCCCUUCAGAUGCGCAUACAGGCGCUGGAGAUGCAGGCUCGCCUCCACGGCAUCUCCGGUGCCGCUGCACUGGGCCCAGACGCUGCUCUCCAGGCCCAGCAGCAGCAGCAGCAGCAGCAGCAAGGAGUCAACCCCCAGGCCUCCCGUGCGGACCUCCACUCCCAGACGCUCCUGAGCCUGGACGUGGGCUCCAUAGCGCAGGCCUCCUCGUCCUUCCUCUCCCCGCCACCGUCCGGCUCCCCGGUGGGGGUCACCAUCAGCAGCCCCCUGGACCUCGGCGCUCUGAGCUUCGCCGAAUUGGACGACCCCGCUGCCACCUCCCUGUACCCCGACGUAGGGCUGGGGGACAUCCUGAUGGACGAGGACUGUGGCCUGGCACUGGGCCAGUCCACGGCCGAGCCGCUGUUCUCCGUCUCGCCCGGCGCCUCCAAGAACAGCAGCAGAAGCAGCUUCAGCAUGGAGGAGGACUUGUGACAGAAGCUUGAAGCAAUUAGCUGACACAAAGACUGUGUGCGUGUGUGUGCGUGUGUAUGCGUGCGUGUUCGUGCGUGUGUGUGCGUGUGCGUGCGUGUGUGUGUGUGUGUGCGUGUGAGUGUGUUUGUAUGCGUUGAGGGACAGGGUGUAUAUGUACUGUGGUGCUUAUUAUGUCCAUGUUUAACAGAAAUUGCAUGUUUUUUUGUUUUUGUUUUUUUUAUGCGGUGAGAUUACCCUUUCAGAACCUCGCCACAGCUUACGUUUUCCUAAUGGCUUAGUCAUACAUCACUCUCAAUCAGUUAGUAUGAUAAAACAAGGCAUACCUCACAGGCUACACAGAAUAGAUAGUCAGUGAUCAGUCAUUCCCUGGAAUGAACGAUUUUAAUCAGUAAUCAUGCAAAAUAUAGCUAAUAUAAUAACAACAAACAGUAGCACAAAUAUGGCUUGCCAGUGUGGAAGUUGUAAUACUAUGAUAGGUGUUUCAUUUAUUUGUAUUUGAGCAUUCAAAACAGAGAAGGGAAGACAACCAUUGAAUCAUUGGUUAUGUAUUUUCAUAUGAACACUUAUAAAUUAUGGAUGGGUGAUUCACUAAAAGUUUAGGGAAGGGUUUGUGGGUUGUGCAGAUAUUGACAUCAGGGUGCAAUACAAGUGAUCUAUCUACUCAACAUGAAUUUUUGUUUUCUUAAACCAAAGGGAUAUUUUAGAUAAUGCAGUACAUUAAUAGGGGAACUAUAAUGUUGGUGUCUAUUUUUUAAGAUGUAUUUUUUUUUCCUGCUUGUAUAUGUAUUGCACCUUAUCUCUUUGCGUCUGUUCUUUGAAAUACCUCUCAGCUGUCCGUAGCACUUUAAGCUGGUCUCCACCUCUAAAUGUUUUUUUUUUCCAGCCUCCUAACCAUUUGUUUGUUUAGUCUCAGUGCACACAUUGAACAUUUCUCAGAACUAUAUUUUAGCACCAUUCUUGACUUUGAGAAGAGUUUAGUUUGCAAUAUUGCCUGAGUGAUUUGUGUGCAGUGGAAGAUUUUUUUUUCUUUUUUUUUUUUCUGUACCGCUCUUGCAUGCUCGCUGUAAGGGUGAUAGGUGUGUGUACUCCUUGGCUUCACUCAUGCAUAUACUAAUAAUGGCAUGGUGAUAUUAAUUAAGAGUACUGCUUCAGCAUAUUCUAUUGUUUCACACAGUAUUUUAGUGUAUUGUUGUUUCACUUGGUAACUUAAUUGUAUUGUUGUCUUUGGGAAGCUUUAAUCAAUCACUGCUCAGUCACUAACAUUUACAUACUAGAUAUGUUCAAUAAUCCAGUUGUACAGAAUGAUGACAUUGCGUCCGUAUUCAAUUCAAGAGAUUUUAACAAUGGACUUCAAGCCAAAAUAAAUCAUGAAUGAA